This is a messenger RNA of Megalobrama amblycephala (Wuchang bream), 5654 nucleotides long. RefSeq names its product delta/notch-like EGF repeat containing (gene dner). The coding region runs from base 163 to 2391 and encodes 742 amino acids. Gene Ontology annotation, biological process: heterophilic cell-cell adhesion; establishment or maintenance of epithelial cell apical/basal polarity. Gene Ontology annotation, cellular component: protein-containing complex; plasma membrane. The record is from RefSeq and is a predicted model, not a curated record. NCBI's taxonomy places the organism in Eukaryota, Metazoa, Chordata, Actinopteri, Cypriniformes, Xenocyprididae. Gene Ontology annotation, molecular function: calcium ion binding. The transcript has 13 exons.
UCUGCUUCUCUCUCUCCCAUCCUCAAACACACUCAGACCCUCUAGUCUCUCACACAGCCGCAAACCAACGGCUGUAAUCCAUCGAUCUGCUCUCUACACCAGCGUAUGCAGAGAAGAAAAAAGGUGACACAUUUGUGACACAGCAGCAUCAGUACCGCUCUCAUGCAGCGCUUCAUACUUCCUCUCCUCCUCAUCCUUGGGGUGAGGAGUGGACUCGGGACCCCUCUGACAUCAAGCCCCAGCCCAACUGAGGCCCCCAGCGUGCCGCCGGACCCCUGCGAGGGCAGACCCUGUCUGAAUGGGGGCGUCUGUGGUCGGGUGGGAGAGAUGGAGGAGAGUCAGAGCAUACAGAUGCAGUUGGACUUCUGGGCUUAUACAUGCAUCUGCAGCCAGGGGUUUACUGGGCAGAACUGUGAGUUUUUUGCAGAUCCAUGCGCCAGCAGCCCCUGUCUCCAUGGCAACUGUAGUCAGGACAGCGAGGGGGAUGGGUUUGCGUGCGAGUGUAGCGAGGGUUACAGUGGUGUCCGCUGUGACCUGCCAACCUUGACCUUUGACCUCUCCGAGUCCACCUGGGACCUCGCGGAGAGCCUUGUAGCUGAACACGCCACGCCGGCCACUCCGGCCACACCCGCGACCACCACUCAAGUGUUUCAGCCAACCACAGUCCCCACCACUACUCAAGCUCCGCCCACCCUGGAGCCAUGGAAACCUAAACCAGGUCAAAAAGUGGUGGAGAUACUGUGGGAGGAUCAGCAGAUUACUGAUGAAGCUGAAUGUGUGAGUACCGCAGGAGGCGAGUCUGCCGGAAUGAUGACCGUUUCCAUGGAGGUCGCCGAGGAAACGGCUGUGAAGUUGGUGGGUAACGUGAGCGGCUCUGCUGUACUGUGGCGUGUAGGUGAGGCUGGUUAUGAGCAGUGCUCUGUUGCAGAUGGCACAAUCAUGUGGUUCCAGCAGAGCUCAGAUGGCCUGGUGCUGCCAGACCAGUCCCUGCCGUUCGGACACAACUACUUCAUCAGUGUGCUGCACGUCGGUGCACCCUCUGGUCCAGAAGUCACUUUAAGGCUGCAUCUCAUGGUAAAAACCAAUAACUGUAUUGAGCCCGGCAGUGGAUUCAGUGACCCACAAUGCUCUGGGAAAGGGAAAUGCAUCACCCAGUCUUCUGUGGACACAUUUUACUGCCAGUGUGAUGAUGGGUAUUCUGGGAUCUUCUGUGAGGAGUUUGACGCAUGUCACCUGAAGCCCUGCGAGAACAAUGGCACCUGUGCUGACCUCAGACAGAGAGAUGAAGGACAAAACUACAGCUGCACCUGCCAGACAGGUUUUGAAGGAGACCGUUGUCAGUCGUUGGUGGAUCACUGUGUGUCUGGACCCUGCAGGAACGGAGCCACUUGCUCCAGCAGUCUAGAAGGGCCUCACUGCUAUUGUGCUGAAGGCUAUCAGGGUGCCAUGUGCGAGCAGAAGAUUGAUCCCUGUGCUUCCGGGCCCUGCCACAAUAACGCCAGCUGCUCCCCACAGGGCUCUGGUUUAGGCUACAGUUGCACCUGUCCUGCAGGCUUCACCGGACCCACCUGUGCCCAGCUGGUGGACUUCUGCGCCCUCAACCCAUGCGCUCACGGCAUCUGCCGCAGCGUCGGUACUAGUUAUAGGUGCCUGUGCGUACCAGGUUAUCAUGGUCUGUACUGUGAGGAGGAGUAUAAUGAAUGCUUGUCUGCUCCCUGUCAGAACUACGCCACAUGCAGAGACCUGAUCAAUGCCUACGAGUGCAUCUGCGCCCCACAGUUCACAGGUAAGCACUGUGAGAUAUAUAAAGACCCCUGUCUGAAGCUCAGGUGCCAGAAUGGAGGACAUUGUGAAAGUGGAGGAAGAAACGCAUCCUGUGUGUGUCCUCCAGGAUAUAUGGGUGAGAACUGUGAGGUUGACGUCAACGAGUGUGAGAGUAACCCCUGUCACCAUGGCGGCACCUGCAUCGACCAAUCAAAUGGCUACACCUGUCAUUGUCCUCCCGGCUGGGUUGGCGGAAGCUGUGAAAUCCAUCUGCAGUGGAAGAUGGCUCAGCCUGUGGAUUCACUGACCAACAUGCCUCGUCACUCUCUGUACAUAAUUAUCGGAGCUCUGUGCGUCGCUUUUGUCUUGAUGCUCAUCAUCCUGAUCGUUGGCAUCUGUCGCAUCAGCCGUAUUGAAUACCAGGGCUCGUCCCGUCACGCCUACCAGGAGUUUUACAACUGCCGCAGUAUUGACAGCGAUUUCAGCAAUGCUAUCGCCUCCAUUCGCCACGCAAGGUUUGGGAAGAAAUCUAGACCUGCGAUGUAUGAUGCGACUCCCAUCAGUUAUGAAGAUUACAGCCCUGAUGACAAGCCUCUAGUUGCACUCAUUAAAACUAAAGAUUUGUGAGGCAAUACAUCAGCACAUACACACACACACCGCAUACACACAGCCACUGUUCCAGCCUUUAAAAUGAGCCAACCCGUUCAGUAUUUAUUUCCAGAGAAUAGGUUUAAAAAAUGAAAAAAUCAUUUGAAAUUGAUAUAUUUUACCAUUGCAAACCAUGAAGCUUUUAAUUAAUAUCAGGCACAAGGGGUGCUGCACAGAAUUAGUUUAAUGGAAUAGUUCCAAACAAAUGUACUUUGUUUGCGGACGGAAAUGUUUCGUGGAAUAUGAGUAAAUUAAUAACAAACUACAUUGCAAAAUGUGCGUGAGGGGGGUGUUCAACCGAACCCUGCCACCCUCUAGACUCUGAUUACAAAUAUGAUAGCAGCACUCCAAAGCAAAAUCUGUAGAAUUAGGAGUAAUAGAGCUCAUAGCACAGUUAAACUGUAACUUUAUACAGAUGAAUUAAAAGAUAAGAUGAUGUAGGUUGCCUUACUGGUGCAUGGAUAGGAUCAAUGGUUUGGCAUUACUCUGUAACCUUAUGUACAUUGUUGUUUGCUGUUUAUUUCUUCUUGUUCAUUGUGGCCUCUUUUGUGUCAUAAACUUGGUGUUAGCAAAGUCCUACGAUACCACUGUCCAUGUGAAGGCAGCACAAGUGCUUUUGUAAGUAAUAUUUGAUGGUGUCGUUUCACUGAGUAAGUAAUAAACUAGGACUCCUGUUUAUAGUAUUUUAUGGAAUGUAACUUAAAGACAUCUCUGUUCCAGUACAUCUUUAAAGCUCCUUAAGAUGCGGUCACAUUUACCGCUGCUCUGCGAAAUUUCACGGGUGAAAUCCAGUCAUUUCAAAAGGAAUUCGUGCAGUUGGGACUCUUUUGACUUUAAGUAACCAUCCAGAACAUCCUAGCAACCAGUAAUUCGUACAGUUGGGAGUUCCACGUUCCCGAUGCAGAUUUCGCUUGUUUUCAGGUUGAUCACACGAAUUCUAACAGAAAGUUGCUUGCUUUAAAAGGGACAUUCAUACAUCGCCACGAUAUUAGCAAACAACCUUUUUUGGCUGCAAAAUCUCACCUAAAUUUCGCUAAUGUGACUGCAAAUUACCAGUGAGUGUCAAAAAAAACCAAUGAGUCCAUUUACUCGGAUAGCAAAAUGCUAAUAACCAGUGUGGGGGUAACGCAUUACAAGUAACUUCAGUUACGUAAUCAGAUUACUUUUUUCAAGUAACUAGUAAAGUAACACAUUAUUUCUUCAAUUUACAACAAAAUAUUUAAGUUACUUUUUCAAAUAAGUGACGCAAGUUACUUUUUCCACAUUUAUUGACUGAUACCUCUCCUGUCCGCAUGUUGAAAGAAAUGACGUGAUGUGUUACGGGUACUUUGGUGUUGACGUCCACAUGUAAAUAGACAUGCGCAUAUUGAAUAAACCGCCAGAACACCAAUAAAAUCGGAGUAAUGAGCAAAAAUCUAAGUGUGCCAGUUAGUUUUUUGACUUUUACCCGAUAAUAGGACACAGCGUAUGGCAUUUACAUGGCCUUACAUGUUGUCAGGUUGUUAAGCAUAAUCAGUGUAAGAUUGAAACGCAAUGGAAAAAUUGAGAACUGAAAAUGCUCCCUACGUAAUGGAAGUUGUAGAGAAAAUAAUGUGCACUGAGAAUUCUUAGGAAACUUUGAAACUUUCAAACCGUACAGAAUGUUUACUGGCAUAGAAACAGACUUAAAAAUAGCAGCCAAGAAUAAGAUUACCUUCCUCAUUAGUAUCUGCUGAGACAUUAGUGAGCUCACGGUAAGAGUACUGGAACAAGAGAAGUGUCUCUGCCAGGUCCUGGAGUCUGGUUAAGACCAGCAUAUUUCUGCCGCUCGCUUCUGGUGUUCCUGCAAUGGGUUCCAGCUCUCUUUCUCUCUCUUCAUUUGCAUCUGGCUGGAGUGGUACUCAUAAGAUGUUUUCAUUCUACCCAUCUCUCUUGCUCUUAUCUUCCAUAUCUGCUCCUACUUAUACUCAUUGUAUUCCUAUGGUUAUCCUCUUGCUUAGUAUAGAUGGGUAGAAGUUUCCCUCUGUAGCUGAUCUGAAACUAGUUUUGAUGCCUUUUAAUGGCUGAAAUAAAAUGAUAGUUUGACUAAAAUGAAUAACACUGGAUAGUCUUCACUGUAUAAAUUAUACAUAGAUGAAUCCCUAUUAAAGUUACAAAAGUUAUUCAGUCAAGAGCAGUGAGUGAUUUUUUUUUUCUUUGUUUUUAAUGUUAACGAACCAACAAAAGACAAACACAGACAGCAGCAGGUUUAUUAGUCUGCUGUCACUUUAAGGCCUAAUGCACAGAUCCAGUACUGUCUCAUACUGUACAAGUGUUUUAUUUCUCAACUGUUUACGUUCACUUAAGACAUAAUCGACUGUUUACUAGGAUAGUUUCCCUCUGUAGCUGAUCUGAAACUAGUUUUGAUGCCUUUUAAUGGCUGAAAUAAAAUGAUAGUUUUACUAAAAUGAAUUUCCCUUAUGUUGUUCCAAACUGGCAUUUUCUUUAUUCUGUGAAACACAAAAGGAGUUAUUUAAGUGAAUGUUAAGCUGCUCUUUUCCUUGCAAUGAAAGUGCUCGAAAAAAACAUGUCUAUAUGAUGCACUAUAUUCAAGGUAAUCUGAAGCCAUGUCAUAAGCAGAUUGAAAGCAAGGUGUUUACCAAAAAUCUGCCAUAGCUUUCAAAUCUCAUUCAUGUUUGUGAGUAUUGAAACAUUGUGCCAAGUUUGGUUUGAAUGAUAUCGUAAAUGAUUCUUAUGGCUGAUCUCAUUUAAUGUUUUGAAUUGAAAGAAAGGGUGAAUGAGAUUAGGCGCUAUAGUGGAUUGACAUUGAUUGUAUGACUUUUUGGCACUUUUACUGUGUUUUUGUCCAUUUUGGAGCUUGACAAUAUAUCACGGUUAGGGUUGCAUAGAGGCUGAAAAUUUCUGCUAAAUUUUCAGAAACUUUCCAAAAGUUUCCGAAAAUUUCCCAAAAAUCCUGUAAAGUUUAUGGAAACUUUGCAAUCCUAAUCACAAUUCACCUUUGUUUUAUGGAAAAGAGCAGCUUGGACAUUUUUCAAUUAUCCUGUUUAAGUGUCCUACAGAAGAUAGGAAAUGAGCAUCAUGAGGGUGAUUUAUCUUUAGGUGAAUGAACUCUUUAAUGCUGUUGGUGUUAUAAACUGGUCUAGGAUCAGUACUGAAGGGGAGCUUCUAACCCAAGCACAGUUUUUGUUAGAUAAAAGAUAACACCCAUUUGGUUAUAUAUGUGGAAUGAUGUAUACUAAUAAAAGUUCAAGUGAAACCCUAAA